Molecule: messenger RNA, 306 nt
Organism: Drosophila ananassae
Lineage: Eukaryota; Metazoa; Arthropoda; Insecta; Diptera; Drosophilidae
Exons: 3
Coding region: 1-306 (101 amino acids)
Source: RefSeq, a predicted model, not a curated record
AUGAAAGUGGCCCAUGCCCAUUUGGUCACAAAGUCAACAUUACUUUUGGGUUGCAGAUACUCAUUGGCCAUGGCAGAAUAUCAUAUUCUCUACAAUUGGAUAAUUGUUACGGCUCAAAUGCUGAUUUUUAUGUCUGCUUAUAUUUGGUUUGCUUAUAUGUUGUCGGAUAAUAAAAUCGAUUCAUGGAGUAUUGUUUGCUUUGGUACUUUGUUCUCAGGGUUUCUAACGGUCUUAUUUUAUUUAUUGGCAUGCAAAGGCAUUAUACAAAAUAAUUCCAUAAAAAAAAUGUUUAACUUAAGAGACUAG